Molecule: messenger RNA, 1345 nt
Organism: Setaria italica (foxtail millet)
Lineage: Eukaryota; Viridiplantae; Streptophyta; Magnoliopsida; Poales; Poaceae
Product: auxin-responsive protein SAUR41
Exons: 1
Coding region: 455-925 (156 amino acids)
Biological process (GO): response to auxin
Source: RefSeq, a predicted model, not a curated record
CUCCGCGUAUAUAUCUAGCGUGCCCGGCCUCACCACGCCUCAAAGGGCUUCCCGAGCUCUCUCUCCGGCACUUCCAUCACGGCAUCACCUAACCUCUAGUUGAAUCCUUCCUCAUCCUCGAUCGGUUCCUCCUGCAACCACUUGCCUACUUUGAUCUUUUCGUGUCCUUGUUAGCUUCGUCCUCCCGGACCGCCGAUGCCUCCGGCCGUUCUCCAAGAGCCAUGAGCAACGCUAGCAACAGCAAGAAGCACAGCCUCCUCGCGCCAAAGGCCACCAUGGACAUGUCUCGCCUGCACCAGGCCUACGACCGCGGCUAGUUUCAUCUGCAUCUCUAGGUCGCUGCUUGUGGCUCUUUCUUCCUGUUGAACAUAAUAAACCAGCUCGUCUCGAUCGUUAGCCUAGUGCCUUUCGUACGUAGUUUGUAUUUUGUGCUCGUAGUUGCUAGCUAGCAACAAUGAAGGAAGGCGGCGAGAAGAAGAACAUCCUGGCCAAGACGUUGCAGCGGUGCCGGACCUCGCUGGCGGCGGCCCACCGUAGGCGCCCGCCGCCGGCGCAGGCGCCCGACAGGUCCGCGUCGUGGGGCGGCGCCGCCGUCCCCGCGGCCGGCUACUUCACGGUGCUGGUGGGCCCGGAGAAGGAGCGGUUCGGGGUGCGCGCCCGCUGCGCCAACCACCCGCUGUUCCGGGCGCUGCUGGACGAGGCCGAGACCGAGUACGGCUUCGCCGGCUGCGACGGGCCCCUCGAGCUGCCAUGCGCCGUCGACGACUUCAUGCAGGUCAUGUGGGAGAUGGAGCAGGGAGACCCCACCGCGUCGCCGGGAUGCGGGCGCUUCGCCGCCGGAAGCAGCAGAGGGCACCACCUGCACCAGGUCACCGGGUACCAGAUGGUGAGCCCCGCCAGGUUCCUCGUCGCAGGCCGAUCGUGACAUGAUCUUGUUGCAUACAUGCUGAGAUCUUGCCGGCACCAGUCAUGGCGGCCGGGCGACGGUCUAAGUCUGAUCGUCGCCGUUCACUGUCAACUUGUCGUUGAAGCAUCUUUUCUUUCAGAUUUGUACUACGCGUAGACUCGAUCCGGCCGGGUGCAUGCAGAACAGCAGAAGUUUGUUCACCUGCUUGUUGCUUGCUUGCUUGCUUUGUUGCUAAGGUGUUGAUGUUUGUUUUCAGUUUUUACUCUCUUUUUCGCUGUGUGUAAUCAAUAUAUAGUUAAUAGUUGGUCUAUGCCUCGUAAGUCGUAAUCCUUGUUCUCUCCACGUCGAUUAACGAUGUAUGCCGUGUUUACUGUUAAGUGUACGAAUAACGAUGUUCUUUGUAUCGAGAUGUAUACCAUGUUUACUGUCGAGUACGAA